Carassius auratus (goldfish) is the source of this 13641-nucleotide messenger RNA. RefSeq lists its product as uncharacterized. The coding region runs from base 706 to 13347 and encodes 4213 amino acids. The record is from RefSeq and is a predicted model, not a curated record. Gene Ontology annotation, molecular function: G protein-coupled receptor activity. Gene Ontology annotation, cellular component: membrane. The transcript is spliced from 70 exons. Gene Ontology annotation, biological process: adenylate cyclase-activating G protein-coupled receptor signaling pathway; cell surface receptor signaling pathway. NCBI's taxonomy places the organism in Eukaryota, Metazoa, Chordata, Actinopteri, Cypriniformes, Cyprinidae.
GCAUGGGAAUACAACUCUUUAACAGUGUAAAAAACUCAGUAUGCAUGAAAUAGCAUUUCACCCCCCCUUUAAUAGAGACUUUAAGACCUGAAGCGGGACAGAAAAGGUUAAGAGUUCUGCGUCAUGUUCAGCAACUGCAAUUCUUAAAGCAGCAAAAAUAACCUUAUAACCCAGCUGUUGUGAUGUCUGAUAAUCAAAGCACAAAAAAAAAGACAAAAUCAAAACCAUUUGUAGCUUUAAGGAUUCAUCUAUAUAUAAUUUAGAAUUUAGUGUUUGACAACUUUAGAAAAUUCCUGCAUAUUUAAUUCUUUCUGAAGGGAGCAGGUAAAUCUGACAUUUAUUAUAUAUGGGUUUAUGUGAAGUUCACUUAAAUUAGAAAGUUUUUUUCGAGUAUAAUAAAUGUUCAAAUUUAUAGCUCUCAGUUAGUGCUCUGAUGGCAGUAUUUUAUUUUUUUAAACAUUUUAAUCUUUUUUAAAAAUGUAAAAAAUCUAAAACAUUUAUCUUUCCUUCUGAUUGCCAUCAAACCCUAACAAAGUAACAAACAGACGAGACACUUGUUUUGUGAGUGCUCAGUUUCCUCUUAAAGUACAGAGGCUUCACCUAACAAAAAAUGUCUGCAGUCAGAUAGUCUGCAGGCAGUCAGAUCUCCGCUCUUUAUAAUAAAAUACCAGCUGAGACUGGACACCAAAUCAAGUCCUCUCAGGCAUGGCAUCUGUUUCAAUGAUUCUGAGAAUCAUAAUCAUGUUGUACGUGACUACAUCAUUGAAAAUACAAAGCCUGAGUCAUGCACAGACAGUGAGCAAGGAAAUGCUUGGUGUAAAUACAUGGCAAACAACACUGCCACCUUACCUGGAUGAAAUUGGAAACAACUUAAAACAAGAACGACAGUCAAAUUGGAAAUCAUUCAAAUACUUGAUCAGCAUCAAAAUAAAUGCUUCAAGGCAAAUGGUACAGGAUCACCUGAGGACACUUCUUAAAGGAUACUCAUUUCCAUAUAGCGUCCGCCCAAAUAUCACCAUAACCAAUGUGAAUCUCAAUACAACUCAACCUCUAAAACUGUUCAAAUACUCAACUGACAUAAGAAUUAAAGCACAACGAGGAGCUGUGAUAGAGAAAUUGAGGGACCUGAUACACAAACAGAAAUACCCUGUGUGCAUCAAGAAAAGCUUGAAAAUAUCUACUGUUAACAUCACUACAGUGUGUGCCUCAAAUGUGAACCAAACCCAGUGUAAGUGUGAGAAUCAGUACGUUUGGUCCUCUGAACAAUGCUCUAAACAUGGUGUUUGUGGCCCCAAUCAUAAUGAUACCUGCAGAUGCAUCUCUUCUCUUCCAACUGACGGGACGUUCUGCCGGCGACCACCUGCUCCUCUGAAGUCGUUUAAAUAUUCCAUUGACAUAAAAAUCAAUGCUUCAAGAGACUUUGUGAUAGAGCGCUUGAGGGCUUUGAUUCAUGGACAGAAAUUUCCCCAAUGUGUCAAAAAAGGGAUACAAAUCUCUGGUGUGGACAUCACUACAGUGUGUCUCUCAAAUGUGAACCAAACCCAGUGUAAAUGUGAGAAUCAGUUCGUUUGGUCCUCUGAACAAUGCUCUAAACAUGGUGUUUGUGGCCCCAAUCAUAAUGAUACCUGCAGAUGCAUCUCUUCUCUUCCAACUGACGGGACGUUCUGCCGGCGACGACCUACUCCUCUGAAGUCGUUUAAAUAUUCCAUUGACAUAAAAAUCAAUGCUUCAAGAGACGUUGUGAUAGAGCGCUUGAGGACUUUGAUUCAUGGACAGAAAUUCCCCACAUGUGUCAAAAAAGGCAUAAAAAUCUCUGGUGUGGACAUGACUACAGUGUGUCUCUCAAAUGUGAACCAAACCCAGUGUAAGUGUGAGAAUCAGUACGUUUGGUCCUCUGAACAAUGCUCUAAACAUGGUGUUUGUGGCCCCAAUCAUAAUGAUACCUGCAGAUGCAUCUCUUCUCUUCCAACUGACGGGACGUUCUGCCGGCGACCACCUGCUCCUCUGAAGUCGUUUAAAUAUUCCAUUGACAUAAAAAUCAAUGCUUCAAGAGACGUUGUGAUAGAGCGCUUGAGGGCUUUGAUUCAUGGACAGAAAUUCCCCACAUGUGUCAAAAAAGGCAUUAAAAUAUCUGGUGUGGACAUCACUACAGUGUGUCUCUCAAAUGUGAACCAAACCCAGUGUAAGUGUGAGAAUCAGUACGUUUGGUCCUCUGAACAAUGCUCUAAACAUGGUGUUUGUGGCCCCAAUCAUAAUGAUACCUGCAGAUGCAUCUCUUCUCUUCCAACUGACGGGACGUUCUGCUGGCGACCACCUGCUCGUCUGAAGUCGUUUAAAUAUUCCAUUGACAUAAAAAUCAAUGCUUCAAGAGACGUUGUGAUAGAGCGCUUGAGGACUUUGAUUCAUGGACAGAAAUUCCCCACAUGUGUCAAAAAAGGCAUUAAAAUAUCUGGUGUGGGUAUCACUACAGUGUGUCUUUCAAAUGUGAACCAAACCCAGUGUAAGUGUGAGAAUCAGUACGUUUGGUCCUCUGAACAAUGCUCUAAACAUGGUGUUUGUGGCCCCAAUCAUAAUGAUACCUGGAGAUGCAUCUCUUCUCUUCCAACUGACGUGACAUUCUGCUGGCGACCACCUGCUCCUCUGAAGUCGUUUAAAUAUUCCAUUGACAUAAAAAUCAAUGCUUCAAGAGACGUUGUGAUAGAGCGCUUGAGGGCUUUGAUUCAUGGACAGAAAUUCCCCACAUGUGUCAUAAAAGGCAUAAAAAUAUCUGGUGUGGGUAUCACUACAGUGUGUCUCUCAAAUGUGAACCAAACCCAGUGUAAGUGUGAGAACCAGUAUGUUUGGUCCUCUGAACAAUGCUCUAAACAUGGUGUUUGUGGCCCCAAUCAUAAUGAUACCUGCAGAUGCAUCUCUUCUCUUCCAACUGACGUGACGUUCUGCCGGCGACCACCUGCUCCUCUGAAGUCGUUUAAAUAUUCCAUUGACAUAAAAAUCAAUGCUUCAAGAGACGUUGUGAUAGAGCGCUUGAGGACUUUGAUUCAUGGACAGAAAUUCCCCACAUGUGUCAAAAAAGGCAUAAAAAUAUCUGGUGUGGGUAUCACUACAGUGUGUCUUUCAAAUGUGAACCAAACCCAGUGUAAAUGUGAGAACCAGUACGUUUGGUCCUCUGAACAAUGCUCUAAACAUGGUGUUUGUGGCCCCAAUCAUAAUGAUACCUGCAGAUGCAUCUCUUCUCUUCCAACUGACGGGACGUUCUGCCAGCGACCACCUGCUCCUCUGAAGUCGUUUAAAUACACCAUUGACAUAAAAAUCAAUGCUACAAGAGACGUUGUGAUAGAGCGCUUGAGGACUUUGAUUCAUGGACAGAAAUUGCCCACAUGUGUCAAAAAAGGCAUACAAAUCUCUGAUGUGGACAUGACUACAGUGUGUCUCUCAAAUGUGAACCAAACCCAGUGUAAGUGUGAGAACCAGUACGUUUGGUCCUCUGAACAAUGCUCUAAACAUGGUGUUUGUGGCCCCAAUCAUAAUGAUACCUGCAGAUGCAUCUCUUCUCUUCCAACUGACGGGACGUUCUGCCGGCGACCACCUGCUCCUCUGAAGUCGUUUAAAUAUUCCAUUGACAUAAAAAUCAAUGCUUCAAGAGACGUUGUGAUAGAGCGCUUGAGGGCUUUGAUUCAUGGACAGAAAUUCCCCACAUGUGUCAAAAAGGGCAUAAAAAUAUCUGGUGUGGGUAUCACUACAGUGUGUCUCUCAAAUGUGAACCAAACCCAGUGUAAGUGUGAGAAUCAGUACGUUUGGUCCUCUGAACAAUGCUCUAAACAUGGUGUUUGUGGCCCCAAUCAUAAUGAUACCUGCAGAUGCAUCUCUUCUCUUCCAACUGACGGGACGUUCUGCCGGCGACCACCUGCUCGUCUGAAGUCGUUUAAAUAUUCCAUUGACAUAAAAAUCAAUGCUUCAAGAGACGUUGUGAUAGAGCGCUUGAGGGCUUUGAUUCAUGGACAGAAAUUCCCCACAUGUGUCAUAAAAGGCAUAAAAAUAUCUGGUGUGGACAUCACUACAGUUUGUCUCUCAAAUUCAAACCAAACCCAGUGUAAGUGUGAGAACCAAUACGUUUGGUCCUCUGAACAAUGCUCUAAACAUGGUGUUUGUGGCCCCAAUCAUAAUGAUACCUGCAGAUGCAUCUCUUCUCUUCCAACUGACGGGACGUUCUGCCGGCGACCACCUGCUCCUCUGAAGUCGUUUAAAUAUUCCAUUGACAUAAAAAUCAAUGCUUCAAGAGACGUUGUGAUAGAGCGCUUGAGGACUUUGAUUCAUGGACAGAAAUUCCCCACAUGUGUCAAAAAAGGCAUAAAAAUAUCUGGUGUGGGUAUCACUACAGUGUGUCUUUCAAAUGUGAACCAAACCCAGUGUAAAUGUGAGAAUCAGUACGUUUGGUCCUCUGAACAAUGCUCUAAACAUGGUGUUUGUGGCCCCAAUCAUAAUGAUACCUGCAGAUGCAUCUCUUCUCUUCCAACUGACGGGACGUUCUGCCAGCGACCACCUGCUCCUCUGAAGUCGUUUAAAUACACCAUUGACAUAAAAAUCAAUGCUACAAGAGACGUUGUGAUAGAGCGCUUGAGGACUUUGAUUCAUGGACAGAAAUUGCCCACAUGUGUCAAAAAAGGCAUACAAAUCUCUGAUGUGGACAUGACUACAGUGUGUCUCUCAAAUGUGAACCAAACCCAGUGUAAGUGUGAGAACCAGUACGUUUGGUCCUCUGAACAAUGCUCUAAACAUGGUGUUUGUGGCCCCAAUCAUAAUGAUACCUGCAGAUGCAUCUCUUCUCUUCCAACUGACGGGACGUUCUGCCAGCGACCACCUGCUCCUCUGAAGUCGUUUAAAUACACCAUUGACAUAAAAAUCAAUGCUACAAGAGACGUUGUGAUAGAGCGCUUGAGGACUUUGAUUCAUGGACAGAAAUUGCCCACAUGUGUCAAAAAAGGCAUACAAAUCUCUGAUGUGGACAUGACUACAGUGUGUCUCUCAAAUGUGAACCAAAACCAGUGUAAGUGUGAGAAUCAGUACGUUUGGUCCUCUGAACAAUGCUCUAAACAUGGUGUUUGUGGCCCCAAUCAUAAUGAUACCUGCAGAUGCAUCACUUCUCUUCCAACUGACGGGACGUUCUGCCGGCGACCACCUGCUCCUCUGAAGUUGUUUAAAUAUUCCAUUGACAUAAAAAUCAAUGCUUCAAGAGACGUUGUGAUAGAGCGCUUGAGGGCUUUGAUUCAUGGACAGAAAUUCCCCACAUGUGUCAAAAAAGGCAUAAAAAUAUCUGGUGUGGGUAUCACUACAGUGUGUCUCUCAAAUGUGAACCAAACCCAGUGUAAGUGUGAGAAUCAGUACGUUUGGUCCUCUGAACAAUGCUCUAAACAUGGUGUUUGUGGCCCCAAUCAUAAUGAUACCUGCAGAUGCAUCUCUUCUCUUCCAACUGACGGGACGUUCUGCCAGCGACCACCUGCUCCUCUGAAGUCGUUUAAAUACACCAUUGACAUAAAAAUCAAUGCUACAAGAGACGUUGUGAUAGAGCGCUUGAGGACUUUGAUUCAUGGACAGAAAUUGCCCACAUGUGUCAAAAAAGGCAUACAAAUCUCUGAUGUGGACAUGACUACAGUGUGUCUCUCAAAUGUGAACCAAACCCAGUGUAAGUGUGAGAACCAGUACGUUUGGUCCUCUGAACAAUGCUCUAAACAUGGUGUUUGUGGCCCCAAUCAUAAUGAUACCUGCAGAUGCAUCUCUUCUCUUCCAACUGACGGGACGUUCUGCCAGCGACCACCUGCUCCUCUGAAGUCGUUUAAAUAUUCCAUUGACAUAAAAAUCAAUGCUUCAAGAGACGUUGUGAUAGAGCGCUUGAGGGCUUUGAUUCAUGGACAGAAAUUCCCCACAUGUGUCAAAAAAGGCAUAAAAAUCUCUAGUGUGGGUAUCACUACAGUGUGUCUCUCAAAUGUGAACCAAACCCAGUGUAAGUGUGAGAACCAGUACGUUUGGUCCUCUGAACAAUGCUCUAAACAUGGUGUUUGUGGCCCCAAUCAUAAUGAUACCUGCAGAUGCAUCUCUUCUCUUCCAACUGACGUGACGUUCUGCCGGCGACCACCUGCUCCUCUGAAGUCGUUUAAAUAUUCCAUUGACAUAAAAAUCAAUGCUUCAAGAGACGUUGUGAUAGAGCGCUUGAGGACUUUGAUUCAUGGACAGAAAUUCCCCACAUGUGUCAAAAAAGGCAUAAAAAUAUCUGGUGUGGGUAUCACUACAGUGUGUCUCUCAAAUGUGAACCAAACCCAGUGUAAGUGUGAGAAUCAGUACGUUUGGUCCUCUGAACAAUGCUCUAAACAUGGUGUUUGUGGCCCCAAUCAUAAUGAUACCUGCAGAUGCAUCUCUUCUCUUCCAACUGACGGGACGUUCUGCCGGCGACCACCUGCUCCUCUGAAGUCGUUUAAAUAUUCCAUUGACAUAAAAAUCAAUGCUUCAAGAGACGUUGUGAUAGAGCGCUUGAGGGCUUUGAUUCAUGGACAGAAAUUCCCCACAUGUGUCAUAAAAGGCAUAAAAAUAUCUGGUGUGGACAUCACUACAGUUUGUCUCUCAAAUUCAAACCAAACCCAGUGUAAGUGUGAGAACCAGUACGUUUGGUCCUCUGAACAAUGCUCUAAACAUGGUGUUUGUGGCCCCAAUCAUAAUGAUACCUGCAGAUGCAUCUCUUCUCUUCCAACUGACGGGACGUUCUGCCGGCGACCACCUGCUCCUCUGAAGUCGUUUAAAUAUUCCAUUGACAUAAAAAUCAAUGCUUCAAGAGACGUUGUGAUAGAGCGCUUGAGGGCUUUGAUUCAUGGAAAGAAAUUCCCCACAUGUGUCAAAAAAGGCAUAAAAAUAUCUGGUGUGGGUAUCACUACAGUGUGUCUCUCAAAUGUGAACCAAACCCAGUGUAAGUGUGAGAAUCAGUACGUUUGGUCCUCUGAACAAUGCUCUAAACAUGGUGUUUGUGGCCCCAAUCAUAAUGAUACCUGCAGAUGCAUCUCUUCUCUUCCAACUGACGGGACGUUCUGCCGGCGACCACCUGCUCCUCUGAAGUCGUUUAAAUAUUCCAUUGACAUAAAAAUCAAUGCUUCAAGAGACGUUGUGAUAGAGCGCUUGAGGGCUUUGAUUCAUGGACAGAAAUUCCCCACAUGUGUCAUAAAAGGCAUAAAAAUAUCUGGUGUGGACAUCACUACAGUUUGUCUCUCAAAUUCAAACCAAACCCAGUGUAAGUGUGAGAACCAGUACGUUUGGUCCUCUGAACAAUGCUCUAAACAUGGUGUUUGUGGCCCCAAUCAUAAUGAUACCUGCAGAUGCAUCUCUUCUCUUCCAACUGACGGGACGUUCUGCCGGCGACCACCUGCUCCUCUGAAGUUGUUUAAAUAUUCCAUUGACAUAAAAAUCAAUGCUUCAAGAGACGUUGUGAUAGAGCGCUUGAGGACUUUGAUUCAUGGAAAGAAAUUCCCCACAUGUGUCAAAAAAGGCAUAAAAAUAUCUGGUGUGGGUAUCACUACAGUGUGUCUCUCAAAUGUGAACCAAACCCAGUGUAAGUGUGAGAAUCAGUACGUUUGGUCCUCUGAACAAUGCUCUAAACAUGGUGUUUGUGGCCCCAAUCAUAAUGAUACCUGCAGAUGCAUCACUUCUCUUCCAACUGACGGGACGUUCUGCCGGCGACCACCUGCUCCUCUGAAGUUGUUUAAAUAUUCCAUUGACAUAAAAAUCAAUGCUUCAAGAGACGUUGUGAUAGAGCGCUUGAGGGCUUUGAUUCAUGGACAGAAAUUCCCCACAUGUGUCAUAAAAGGCAUAAAAAUAUCUGGUGUGGGUAUCACUACAGUGUGUCUCUCAAAUGUGAACCAAACCCAGUGUAAGUGUGAGAAUCAGUACGUUUGGUCCUCUGAACAAUGCUCUAAACAUGGUGUUUGUGGCCCCAAUCAUAAUGAUACCUGCAGAUGCAUCUCUUCUCUUCCAACUGACGGGACGUUCUGCCAGCGACCACCUGCUCCUCUGAAGUCGUUUAAAUACACCAUUGACAUAAAAAUCAAUGCUACAAGAGACGUUGUGAUAGAGCGCUUGAGGACUUUGAUUCAUGGACAGAAAUUGCCCACAUGUGUCAAAAAAGGCAUACAAAUCUCUGAUGUGGACAUGACUACAGUGUGUCUCUCAAAUGUGAACCAAACCCAGUGUAAGUGUGAGAACCAGUACGUUUGGUCCUCUGAACAAUGCUCUAAACAUGGUGUUUGUGGCCCCAAUCAUAAUGAUACCUGCAGAUGCAUCUCUUCUCUUCCAACUGACGGGACGUUCUGCCAGCGACCACCUGCUCCUCUGAAGUCGUUUAAAUAUUCCAUUGACAUAAAAAUCAAUGCUUCAAGAGACGUUGUGAUAGAGCGCUUGAGGGCUUUGAUUCAUGGACAUAAAUUCCCCACAUGUGUCAAAAAAGGCAUAAAAAUCUCUAGUGUGGGUAUCACUACAGUGUGUCUCUCAAAUGUGAACCAAACCCAGUGUAAGUGUGAGAACCAGUACGUUUGGUCCUCUGAACAAUGCUCUAAACAUGGUGUUUGUGGCCCCAAUCAUAAUGAUACCUGCAGAUGCAUCACUUCUCUUCCAACUGACGGGACGUUCUGCCGGCGACCACCUGCUCGUCUGAAGUCGUUUAAAUAUUCCAUUGACAUAAAAAUCAAUGCUUCAAGAGACGUUGUGAUAGAGCGCUUGAGGACUUUGAUUCAUGGACAGAAAUUCCCCACAUGUGUCAAAAAAGGCAUAAAAAUAUCUGGUGUGGACAUCACUACAGUGUGUCUCUCAAAUGUGAACCAAACCCAGUGUAAGUGUGAGAACCAGUACGUUUGGUCCUCUGAACAAUGCUCUAAACAUGGUGUUUGUGGCCCCAAUCUUAAUGAUACCUGCAGAUGCAUCUCUUCUCUUCCAACUGACGUGACGUUCUGCCGGCGACCACCUGCUCCUCUGAAGUCGUUUAAAUAUUCCAUUGACAUAAAAAUCAAUGCUUCAAGAGACGUUGUGAUAGAGCGCUUGAGGACUUUGAUUCAUGGACAGAAAUUCCCCACAUGUGUCGAAAAAGGCAUAAAAAUCUCAGGUGUGAACAUAACUACAGUGUGUCUCUCAAAUGUGAACCAAACCCAGUGUAAAUGUGAGAAUCAGUACGUUUGGUCCUCUGAACAAUGCUCUAAACAUGGUGUUUGUGGCCCCAAUCAUAAUGAUACCUGCAGAUGCAUCUCUUCUCUUCCAACUGACGGGACGUUCUGCCGGCGACCACCUGGUCAAUCUAACACAACAAAACCACCUCCUACAACAGAGCUAACAACAAAAGCAACAGUGCCACCAAUGUCAUCAUCGCCUCCACCAACAACAACGGUGGCACCAACAACAACAACACUGGUACCAUCUACAACGGCAGCACCAACAAUAACAACACUGGCACCGACAACAACGACGGCACCAACAACAACAACACUGGCAUCAACAACAAUGGCGGCACCAACAACACCAGCACCAGCAACAACGGCAAAAACAGUAACAACACCAAAUUCAACAACAAAGCCAAAACCAGUAACAACACAGGAUUCAACAACGCAGAAACCAACAACAAUGACAAAAACAAUAACAACACAGAAUUCAACAAUAACGGCAAAAACUGCAACAACCCAGAAUUCAACAACAACGCCAAAACCAGUAAGAACAAAGAAUUCAACAACGCAGAAACCAACAACAAUGACAAAAACAAUAACAACACAGAAUUCAACAAUAACGGCAAAAACUGCAACAACCCAGAAUUCAACAACAACGCCAAAAACAGUAACAACACAGAAUUCAACAACAAUGGUGAAACCAGUAACAACACAGAAUUCAACAACGCAGAAACCAACAAAAAUGCCAAAAACAGUAACAACACAGAAUUCAACAACAACGCUGAAACCAGUAACAACACCAAAUUCAACAACGCAGAAACCAACAACAAUGGCAAAAACAGUAACAACACAGAAUUCAACAACAACGCCGAAACCAGUAAAAACACAGAAUUCAACAACAACGCCGAAACCAGUGACAACACAGAAUUCAACAACAACGCCGAAACCAGUAACAACACAGAAUUCAACAACAACACCAAAACCAGUAACAACACAGAAUUCAACAACAACACCAAAACCAGUAACAACACAUAAUUCAACAAUGCAGAAACCAACAACACCAAAAAGACUAACAACAUGGAAAACAACAACAGUGCCAAAAACAGUAACAACACAGAAUUCAACAGCGCAGAAACCAACAACAAAGCCAAAAACAGUAACAACACAGAAUUCAACAGCGCAGAAACCAACAACAAAGCCAAAAACAGUAACAACACAGAAUUCAACAGCGCAGAAACCAACAACAAAGCCAAAAACAGUAACAACAGGGAAACAAACAAUAACGCCAAACGCAGUAACAACACAGAAGCUUGUAAAUCGUGAGAUGUCACUGGCAAUUGACGAGACUUACGAUGCAAACCUGAAUAACCAAAACAGUGACAAAUUCAAGAAAUACAAAGCAGAUAUUGAGAAGGCAAUCAAAAACAGCUACAACAAUGUAAAUGGUUUCGAUUCUGCUACUGUCACUGGUUUCAGGCCUGGAAGUGUGAUUGUAGACUUCUUUAUUACAUCAUCUGAAGAGAUAAAGACUGAUGACGUGAUAAGCAAAGCAAUUUACAAAAACAUGAAAAGCCUCAAUUUCAGUGUUGAUGUAUUUUCAGUCGCUAAAACUGAUAAGAUAGACAUGCGGAAAAGAGACGCUGUGUUUCCUGAACAAAAUAUGACACUCUCCUGCCCUAACAUCAGCUACCAUGGAAUUAUAGACUGGAGAUUUCAAGGAAAAAAAAUACUGCCAAGCGAUCUAUAUAUUUUCUCACCAGAUACGUUUAACCUAACAGUAAAGAGUGUUGACAUCACUAAUAAUGGUCGUUAUGAAUGUUUGUACAAUACAAGCACAGGACCACAAAUUUUCUGGGACAGAAUUGACUAUAUUAAGCCAUAUCCUAGUAUGCAAGUGCCUAGUAACAAGACAUACAAAUGUGAAAAAGGGGACGUGACACUCGACUGCUGUGUGCAUUCUGAUUACUCAGUCAAGUGGGUGCAGAGCCCAAAAAACAACAAAAUUGAUUCACUGACAUGUAUAACACAACAGUUUCAAAUCACAGCCGAAAGUUGUGCUAAAACUAUCAUAUACACCUGCAAACUGGGCAAUGAAGAACUAUAUGGGUUUUCAUAUAGCUCAAAGGAUGUGAAACUGGUUGUUUCCAAACCGCAAUCCGCAAACAGCCCUGUCACAUGCUACAAUGACAUAUAUGGUUUUGGAGAAGUUGGUGCCAAGGUUAUAGGAGACUGUGGGAAAGACCAAGUUGGCUUCAGAGAAGGAGAAUGUCGUUCUGAUGGCUCUUGGGUAACUAUAAAGGACACCUGUGUGCUUCGUAUCAUUGAUCAACUGCAACAAGAAUCACAGGGUCUAGAUGCUGAAACAUUAACAAAUUUUGUGGAUAAAGUGAACAAUGCCACCAAAGGCAAUAAAGGAGCAAUAGUUCAAUCCGAAGCAACAGUUUCAGCAAUGGUGGAAAUACUUAACAAUAUUGCAGAUGUCACUCAAACUGUUAUGCUGAAUGAAGUUGUGAUAACGAAUUUCCUAAGUAUAGUGGAUGCCAUUUCAUCAGAUACAGCGAAACCUGUAUGGGAACAGCUAAAUUCAAAUGGCGAAAGCCAAGGCAACAGCUCUCAACUCCUGAGUGCCAUUGAAAGUGUUUUAAAAGCGACAUCUGACACCAAUUUCAACAUAACCAGUCCAACCAACUCAUUCCUGUUCAAAAAAGUUACAACAUCCAAAGACUUCAGUGAAGUAUUAAAGCUCAACUCAACAGCUGAAAUAAACAUCCCAGAUAUUGCAUCCAGUAACAACAGCGUUACAGUCACAGUUGUGGCCUUCUCCUCCCUGGGCAAUGUUAUGCCUGCAAGAAAUCGUACCGAUGGCUUAAACACAACUGAAAAUGUCAUCAACGGACUGAUUGUUGUAGUAAAAACAAGCAUAUCUAUCAAAAACAUACAGCUGAACUUUGAAAAACUCCGAAAUUCAGUAACUCUAAAUAAUAAGUCAAUAAACCUAUGGAACCCCCAGUGUGUUUUCUGGGAAUUCAACCUUUAUAAUAAAACUGGAGGAUGGGACUCAACAGGAUGUGAGGUCAUACAAGACAAAGGCAGUGUCACUUGUCACUGUAAUCACACCACUUCAUUUUCAAUACUGAUGUCCCCUUUUGCUCCUCGAGAUCUAGCUUUGUCUGUCAUUACAUACGUUGGUGUUGCUAUUUCGAUAGGCAGCUUGGUUGUGUGCCUGAUCAUCGAAAUUAUCAUCUGGAAGGAAGUCUCUAGAAACUCUACAUCACAUGUUCGCCAUGUAUCCUUAGUCAAUAUUGCUCUUUCUCUCCUGAUCGCUGACAUAUGCUUCAUUAUCGGUGCUGCUAUCGUAAAGCCCGGGACGGACUAUACUAACUCGUGUAGCACUGCAGUGUUUUUCACCCACUUCUUCUACCUGUCGCUGUUCUUCUGGAUGCUGGUCUCAGCUGUUCUGCUCCUCUACCGUACCACUAUGGUCUUCUCUCAAAUGUCCAAAUCGGUCAUGAUGGCAUUAGCCUUCAUUGUGGGCUAUGGUGCACCUCUCCUCAUCUCGGUUAUUACCGUCGCAUCCACAGCUGAAAAUAAACACUACAUCACACAGAAUGAAGCAUGCUGGCUGAAUUGGGACCAGUCUAAGGCCCUUCUGGCGUUUGUCCUACCAGCUCUGGUCAUUGUGGCUGUCAAUAUGAUUACUGUGAUAAUAGUUGUGGUGAAAAUGAUCAGGAGGGGAAUGGGAGAGAGCAACAGAGAUGAAAAAAACACCUUGGUGGUCAUUCUCAGAUGUGUGGCCAUUUUGACACCCAUCUUCGGCAUCACUUGGGGUCUUGGCUUGGGCAUCAUGAUAGAGCCUAAAGCUUUGGCCAUCCACUACUUGUUCGCAAUCUUCAACUCCUUGCAGGGCUUCUUUAUACUGGUUCUUGGAACACUGAUGGAAAAGAAGGUUCGGGAGACACUUAAAAGAAAAUUGAGAAUCACUAGACUCAUUGGAUCCCAUUCCACACAUACUUCAAGCUCUGGAGCCCGUUCCUACGGCAGAAGCAGUUCUUCAAACAGAACAACUUUUACAAAUGUUUUCAACACCCUCAUGAGAAGAGGGAGGCAUGCUGGGGCAAAUUCCUCACACAACUCUGGAGCAUCAGAAAGUUUUUUAAACGCUUAGCUGGACAGACAGGCGCCUUCAUUUCCUGUCAGAAUGUCUUUGUAAUACUGGUUUCAUUGCCACAGGCACAACUUCAAACUGAAACAUUUUGAUUUCUGUCUAGUACAAUGCUUUUCCAAAUGCUUUCUUUCACAGUUGAUUACAUCUUGAAUAUUCAGUUUGUUGGUGAUUCAGAUUGGGCUAUUUAGAUUAAAACAUAUGUUUGUUCCAAAUUAUAUACAGACUGUUUUAUGAAAACAUAAAUUAAAUUCUACCUUUGUCCUUCCAUAAAUCAUUAAAUCCAUAAAUCAAAAA